AAGGUCGAUUUCUACGGAGAAGGUCGAUUUCUACGGAGAAUGUCUAUUUCCAUGGAGGAAGUCGAUUUCUACAAAGAAGGUCGAUUUCCACAAAGAAGGUCUAUUUCCAUGGAGGAAGUCGAUUUCUAGGAAGAAGGUCGAUUUCUAGGAAAAAGGUCGAUUUUUCCGUAGAAACUGGACGUGAAUUUUGUAUAAAGAGGUCGUGUCCCUUGUGGGCCACCGUAGUCUACCCAUCUAGCAACACUGAACACAACUGUGCAGUUUCUGGCAAGGAAUUUCUUCAUUUUGUUCUUCGUGUGAAGGUUUUAGUGUGAAAUGUGUGGGUACACAUGCAUCAGAUAUUUGGUCUUUUUCUUCAAUUUUAUUUUCUUUCUCUCUGGCGCAGGUCUAAUUGUGAUUGGAGCGUACUUAAAACUUGAGGAUGCCGAUUACCUUGAUCUUUGUGACAAAUAUUCAUGGGACACUGGUUCAAAUCUCCUAUUGGCUCUUGGAGCUGUCGUUUUUAUCAUUGCUUUCUUUGGUUGCUAUGGUGCAUUGAAAAAGAAUCCCUGUUUUCUGAGAAUAUACUUCGUUCUAUUGUUGAUCGUUUCCGCUUGUGAAUUUGCUGUUGCAUAUCUAUUUGGCGUAGAAAGAUCUAAGAAAGUUAAGAAAGACCUGAAACAAUGUUUCAACGAAACAUUUGUAGUAAGCAUUAAAGGUUCUACAAAAUUUCAAGAGCAUUGGAACAAAUUUGAAGAAAAGUACAAAUGCUGUGGAAUUAACGGUGCUACAGACUACGGCAAUGUCAAUGUACCUUGCAUAAAUGCAACAUAUAGUAGUACGGGAUGUUAUGAUAAAAUCAAAACUGACCUUAAAGACAAUCUAAAAAUUCUUAUCAUUAUUGGUGGUUCCUUUUUUUCGAUUCAGAUCUUGGGUUUAGGUUUGACGAUUGUUUUAAUCUGUAAGACAAAGAUAGGUCGAAAGAAACACGGAGAAAUAAUUGACACACCAAAGACUACUACUGUGAAUUUUGAAAACAAAGUUUCAAUUUUUUCAUCAAGAUAACUAUCAAUUUUUGCACACGCUCUCUCCAAGAGCAUUAAGACGUUAUUUCUUAGAUUUAUUUGAUGUAUUUUUGCAAUGAUAUGUACACACUCUCAAAAUAUCAUACUUUUGUAAAUGCGUAUGUACAAGUAUAGUCAGGUCACACUUUA
Messenger RNA from Xenia sp. Carnegie-2017, 1193 nucleotides. Its product is annotated as tetraspanin-9-like. Lineage: Eukaryota; Metazoa; Cnidaria; Anthozoa; Malacalcyonacea; Xeniidae. The coding region runs from base 316 to 1044 and encodes 242 amino acids. The record is from RefSeq and is a predicted model, not a curated record. Gene Ontology annotation, cellular component: membrane. The transcript has 8 exons.